Molecule: messenger RNA, 1988 nt
Organism: Xiphophorus hellerii (green swordtail)
Lineage: Eukaryota; Metazoa; Chordata; Actinopteri; Cyprinodontiformes; Poeciliidae
Exons: 8
Coding region: 92-1936 (614 amino acids)
Molecular function (GO): protein binding
Source: RefSeq, a predicted model, not a curated record
UGUUAGCAUGUGCAAUUUGUGAAAUACAUUCAUAGUGUUUGGAUUUAGAAGAUAUUAUCCGGAUACUUUAACUUAUCUCAAGUUUUCACUGAUGGCUUACAGGCUGAUCCUGUUUGGGUUCACAGGCGCCCUGCUCAGUGUUGCCUGUGCCCAAAGCCGUCAGUACUACUUUGUGAACACUUCACUUAAUUGGACAGAAGCUCAGAGAGUCUGCAGACGGGACUACACUGAUCUGGCCACCAUUGAAAGCACAGCUGAUGUUGAUGAUUUUUUAAGUACCAGCUCCAAUACUACAGGCAAGGCAUGGAUAGGUCUCUAUGAAGACAAUUUAAACACCUGGAAAUGGUCCCUAAAUGACAGCAGCUUCUAUGGUCCUGGAGAAUAUUCAUUUAGGAACUGGGCACCUAACGAACCCAACGAUUAUGAAGGACAACAGCGCUGUGUUCAGAUUUAUAGCUCUUCUAAUAGUCGAGGCCAAUGGGAUGACAAUUGGUGCAAAGUAACAUUGCAUUUUGUGUGCUACAAUGGUACAGUAGGUGGAUCACCAUCCUAUGUUUUGAGUACCAUUUCACUAAACUGGACAGAAGCUCAGAAAUUCUGCCGUGCCAAUUAUGUUGAUCUGGCCAGUGUACGAAAUCAGACAGAAAAAGAAAUGAUCAAAAAUCUAAUAGGUGCCAGCAAUGUUUGGAUUGGACUGUAUCGGGAAGACCUGUGGUCUGAUGGAAGCACCUCUCUGUUUCGAAACUGGGCGGCUGGCGAACCCAAUGAGCCCUCUGGUGAUCAGUGUGUUGCUGGAUCAUUUAGUGACUCUGGAAGAUGGUCGGAUGAAAGUUGCAGCCUGAGUUUGCCAUUUGUCUGCUACAAACCAAUCCCACCAAAUGCAGAAGGCUUUACAGCUUCAGCACAAAAUGAGAGCAGCAUCACUCUGCAGUGGAAUAAAAUCAACAUCAACACCAGCUUUGUUCUCCAGUUUGAUGGUGUGGAGACAUUCAUCAGUGCACCAGAUGGAGAUGGACCAGUGACUCACAUAGUCUCUUUUCUCACUCCUGGAACAAACUAUACAUUCACUCUCUUCUCUGUUCUUGACAACGUCAGGAGCAGUGGAGUCAGUAUUACUGCAGCUACUGCUUCUUGUACCGGCUGUCGAUGUUGUGCUUCAGGCACAGACUGCAUCACCACCAAUGGAGUUAUUGAAUGUCGUGACCCCUGUGACACCUACACUGUACUGAACGAUACAUGGCGUUCAACAGAGAAUAGAGACAAUUCAAUCUUACACUGUGACCGGUCCAUGUCCUGGAGUGGUUGGAAUCGCUUUUAUUUGGGUCAGACCAACGCCCAGAUACCAGAGAAAUGUGUGGCAGUAAACAGAUGUGGAACUCAUGCUCCUUUGUGGAUAAACGGGACUCAUCCAGUCCAGCUUAAUGAAAUCGUAACCCGCACUGUGUGUAACGCUUGGUCGGGUUCCUGCUGCUAUUUUACCUCACACACCAUCCAGAUCAAACUUUGUUAUGGAUUCUACGUCUACAAACUUCAACAGCCAUCUGCAUGUUGGCUGGCAUAUUGUGCAGAACCUCAACCCUUCAGAGUAUUGACACAAGAUGAGAGCAGCAUCACUCUACAGUGGAAUAAAGGAGACAACACCACCAGCUUUGUUCUCCAGUUUAAUGGCACAGAGACAAACAUCAGAGCACCAGAUGGAGAUGGACCAGUAACUUACACAGUCACAUCUCUGACUGCUGGAACUAGAUACACAUUCACUCUCUUCUCUGUGUUUGAGAACGUCAGAAGCAGUGGAGUACAACUUACUGCUGUCACUGGUAUGAAUAUAAAGUACAUUCAUUUAUUUAUUAACAACCAAGAAAAACAAUUUUUCCUCCAAAAUCUUCUAAAUCAGAUUGAACCAUCAAUGAUCCAAACCUGCAAACGUCACACUUAAAAAUAAACCCAAACCUCAAAUUUAUGGGAAAACAUACUUUACCCUGAGAUCA